AUGUCGUCUUCAAGCCUCUGUCUCGGUUACGGAGACCUUCAUCCUUUUGCAAAGGUCAAUAUCCAGGACCGCAAGUCAGUCCAAGACCUCCUCAAAACCUUGCUCGACCCUCUCCACCCAUUCUUCUCGCCGCUCAAGGCCCGUGUGCGCUGUCCAGGCGCAACCGCCGUACGAUUUGACAAUGCGGCCGCCGAGGUCGAGGGUCUCUGUCGACCUCUCUGGGGGCUGGCCUCGCUGCUUGCCGGACGGGGCGAGUAUGAGGCGACCGACCUGUGGAUUCAAGGCAUCAAAGCUGGGACCGAUCCUGAAAAUUCAGAGUACUGGGGUCGACCGCAGGACAACGACCAGAGGAUGGUGGAGAUGUGUCCUCUAGGUAGAUCAUGGCCACUGCUGAAAGCAAAGAUUCAGGCUAACCGGCGGUUACUAGGUUUUACCCUUGCUGUCACUCCAGGAAUAUGGGACAAGUUCUCCGAAGGAGAGAGAAGAAACAUCGAGGCAUGGCUGGGGAACUCGAUCAACGAGAAAAACAUGCCAAACACCAACUGGCUGUGGUUCCGCGUAUUUGCCAAUCUGGGGCUGAAAAAGGUAGGAGGGCAGUACUCCCAGGACAGAUUGACAAAGGAUAUCAAGCAUCUCAACACCUUUUAUCGCGGGGCUGGUUGGUCCAACGACGGGCCAGAAGGUAUUCAUCAAAUGGACUAUUACUCGUCCAGUUUUGCCAUUCAGUUCCUCCAGCUCAUCUACUCCAAGCUCGCGGCGACAGACGACCCCGCCAUGGCGGCCGAGUUCAAAGAGCGAGCUCGAGCCGCAGCUCUUGAUCUGGUACACUACUUUGACGACGAGGGAAGGGCGAUUCCAUUCGGCCGCAGCAUGAUAUAUCGGUUCGCUGUUGUCUCCUUCUGGGCAGCGCUGGCCUAUUCUGAUGUUGAGCUGCCUGAACCUCUCACUUGGGGCAUGGUGAAGGGAAUGGUGCUGCGGAACUUGCGCUGGUGGCAGACGCAGACAGACAUGUGGACUUCGAGCGGCACGCUUUCGAUUGGAUACUCGUAUCCAAACAUGUAUAUGGCUGAGAACUACAACAGCCCUGGAAGCCCGUAUUGGGCCUGUCUGGCCUUUCUGUGCUUGGCUGUACCGGAGCAGCAUCCGUUCUGGACAUCACCGGAGCAAUCCACAACCGGAUUCUUCCCCUCUAUUAAGCCUGUGGAGUACCCCGGACACAUCUUGAGCAAUCUUGGCGGCCACUGCAUGCUUCUGUCGUCUGGACAGGCAUGCGGAUAUCCUAUGAAGGCGACGCACGCCAAGUAUGGUGGCUUUGCGUACAGUAGCCACUUUGCCUACUCGGUUCCCCCAGGUCUCUUCUCUCUAGAGCAAUACGCUCUAGCCUCCCAGCUGGGAUUCUCAGACGAUGGAGGUGAGACGUGGAAGACGAGAAGACUCUGUGAACAGGCAGCCAUCCAAUACCGUCAUGGAAAGGCUGUACUAGUCUCUACCUGGAGACCAUUCUCGGAUGUCGUUGUGCAGACUACUUUGGUUCCGCCCGAGCAUAGCACCCCCAACUGGCACUUGCGGGUUCAUCGCAUCCAGGCAGGUCGAAGGGUGGCUACUGCAGAUGGGUCUUUUGCCGUCCGUAACGUGAACUCUGUUGACGGACGUUAUCUUGGUCUGUAUGACGCGAAAACCCUCGAGGGAACCUCGCCGAAAAUCAUCGGGAACUACGACACCGAAUCCCCCGCCGGCUGGUCCGGCGGAGUAGAGGGCGCCUUUGCUGCGUCAAAGGGGGCUGCAGGAAUCCGUGCCUUAGAGCCUGGAACAAGACGCAGAGCCAUGUUGGUCAACGCCGACCCAAACUCCAAUCUCGUGGAAAGCAGGACUACCAUACCUACACUACAAGACACCAUCGCCGAGGGUGAGACGGUCUGGUACGUAACAGCCAUUUACGCCAAACCUCCAACGCCGGGCCUGGAUAGACAAGACUCGAUGGCUGGCUGGGAGGAGCUUCCACCUGUGCCAAGCUGGCUCCAGUCGGAAAUGGCAGACACCAGUGGAUAA
Fusarium keratoplasticum is the source of this 2049-nucleotide messenger RNA. RefSeq lists its product as uncharacterized. The record is from RefSeq and is a predicted model, not a curated record. The transcript has 6 exons. Bases 1 to 2049 code for a protein of 682 amino acids. NCBI's taxonomy places the organism in Eukaryota, Fungi, Ascomycota, Sordariomycetes, Hypocreales, Nectriaceae.